Messenger RNA from Populus trichocarpa (black cottonwood), 745 nucleotides. Its product is annotated as V-type proton ATPase subunit G. Gene Ontology annotation, biological process: proton transmembrane transport. The record is from RefSeq and is a predicted model, not a curated record. The transcript is spliced from 4 exons. Gene Ontology annotation, cellular component: vacuolar proton-transporting V-type ATPase complex. NCBI's taxonomy places the organism in Eukaryota, Viridiplantae, Streptophyta, Magnoliopsida, Malpighiales, Salicaceae. Bases 163 to 489 code for a protein of 108 amino acids. Gene Ontology annotation, molecular function: proton-transporting ATPase activity, rotational mechanism.
CUUUAAUUAUGGAGAAAACCUCUCUCUUCUUCCCCUCAAAUUUCCAAGAAACCAAGUUCCUUUUUUUCCCCUAUUCUGGGACAGAGCUUGUGGAGAGAAUUCUUCAGCAUUUCCUUCUUUUCCUUAGGAGUUGUUGUUACUAGUUGAGGUUGCAUUGUUACCAUGGAUUCCAGUCAUGAAGGGAUUCAGAUGCUACUGACUGCAGAGCAGGAGGCCCAACAAAUGGUUGCUGCUGCUAGAAACUUGAAGACAACAAGGUUGAGGCAAGCUAAAGAAGAAGCCGAGAAAGAGGCAGCUCUUUAUCGCUCCAAUAUGGAAUCUGAGCACCGAAAGAAAGUAGAUGAGACAAGUGGGAACUCUGGCUUCACAGCGGAACGACUUGGAGAGGAAACUGAAGAGAAGAUUCAGAACCUGAAGAAGUCAGCCUCCGAGGUCCAGUCAGAUAUUGUUGACAUGCUCAUCAAGUAUGUUAAGGCCGCAAAGUGUUGAUGCUUGAAGGAAGGAAGGUUAGUGUGGAGCUUGGACCAUGACCUCCUGCUUUAAAAGAGAAUCACCAUGCAAAAAAUAUUUGUUAUCCGGUCUCAGGUUCAGAGCAGUAGCCUGCAACGAAGAAGGGAAAAGAAUGCCUUUAUGAUUUUUAUUUUUUAUUUUUUGAAACAUUAACUUAAUAUUCGAACAUUAUUCCUGUGUGUAAAGCUCAAUCUUCCCCUUUUUAACAAAUAAAAUCUAAUAUUUUUUGCUGUUA